Messenger RNA from Scleropages formosus (Asian bonytongue), 2555 nucleotides. RefSeq names its product nuclear respiratory factor 1-like. Gene Ontology annotation, biological process: regulation of transcription by RNA polymerase II. Bases 162 to 1583 code for a protein of 473 amino acids. The record is from RefSeq and is a predicted model, not a curated record. The transcript is spliced from 11 exons. NCBI's taxonomy places the organism in Eukaryota, Metazoa, Chordata, Actinopteri, Osteoglossiformes, Osteoglossidae. Gene Ontology annotation, molecular function: DNA-binding transcription factor activity.
UCGAGAGGGAGCGCGCAGCUAAGCGCGCCGCUCUUUGUCCUCCAUUAGAGCUCGCGUUCCCGCUCCCGCACCGUACGGCGCAGGCCCGAAGUGGCGCAGGCCCGAAGUAGCGCAGCCGCUCUGAGCUCUACACCAGUGCAAUCCAGGGGAGCUGCAGAAUCAUGGAGGAGCACAGCGUGCACCAGCCAGACAUAACCACCAUGGAGGCCCAGCAGGUGCACGUGGCCACCUACACGGAGCACAGCAUGCUGAGCGCCGACGAGGACUCGCCCUCCUCGCCGGAGGAUGAUGCCUAUGAUGACUCCGACAUCCUUAACUCCACGGGAACCGAUGACGUCACAGCUCACCUUGCCGCUGCAGGGCCGGUGGGUAUGGCGGCGGCGGCUGCCGUGGCGACGGGAAAGAAGAGGAAGCGGCCGCACAUCUUUGAAUCCAACCCUUCCAUACGCAAAAGGCAGCAAACACGCCUGUUGCGAAAGCUGAGAGCCACCCUGGAUGAGUACACGACCCGCGUGGGCCAGCAGGCCAUCGUGCUGUGCAUGUCGCCCUCCAAACCGAACGCCGUCUUCAAAGUGUUUGGCGCCGCCCCUCUGGAGAAUGUGGUGAGGAAGUACAAGAACAUGAUCCUGGAGGACCUGGAGAAUGCCCUCGCUGAGCACGCACCCCCACCCCAAGAGCUGAGCUCUGAGCUGCCGCCCCUUACCAUCGACGGCAUCCCCGUCUCCGUGGACAAGAUGACGCAGGCCCAGCUGCGAGCGUUCAUCCCAGAGAUGCUCAAGUACUCAACAGGCCGCGGCAAGCCAGGCUGGGGCAAGGAGAGCUGCAAGCCCAUGUGGUGGCCGGACGACAUCCCCUGGGCCAACGUGCGCAGCGAUGUGCGCACUGAGGACCAGAAGACCAGGCAGGUGUCAUGGACCCAAGCGCUGAGGACCAUCGUGAAGAACUGCUACAAACAGCACGGCCGUGAGGACCUGCUUUACGCCUUUGAGGAGCAGCAGGCCGCGCAGCCGCACGUGGCCACGGCUACAGCCCACAGCAUCACCCACCUGGUGCCCUCGCAGACCGUGGUGCAGACCAUCAGCAACCCCGACGGCACCGUGUCCCUCAUACAAUAUUCACAGGUGGGAACCGGAGCAACGGUGGCCACGCUGACCGACGCCUCGGAGUUGCCCGCUACCGUUACCGUGGCGCAGGUUAACUACUCAACGGGGGCCGAUGGAGAGGCGUCUGUGCGCACAGGUGGAGCAGAACUGGGCCACGCUGCAGGGGGGGGAGAUGACCAUUCAGACCCCCCAGGCAUCAGAGGCCACGCAGGCCGUGGCUUCACUGGCGGAGGCAGCUGUUGCCGCCUCUCAGGAAAUGCAGCCCGGAGCUACGGUUACCAUGGCGCUCAACAGCGAGGCAGCGGCCCACGCGGUGGCGACACUGGCGGAGGCCACACUCCAGGGCGGGGGACAGAUCGUGUUGGCGGGGGAGACUGCGGCUGCCGUGGGAGCUUUGGCGGGGGUGCAGGAUGGCAGCGGACUCGUCCAGAUCCCAGUCAGCAUGUACCAGACUGUGGUCACCAGCCUUGCCCAGGGUAACAGGCCCGUGCAGGUCGCCAUGGCGCCCGUCACCACACGGAUAGAGAACACGGUCACUCUGGAUGGGCAGGCGGUGGAGGUGGUGACGCUGGAACAGUGACGUGCCGCUUUUCUCUCCGCUCGUCUUCCUGCCGCCGGGGCGGGUGGGGCGGGACGUGCACCCCAGCCCUCCACACAGCCCCCCGAGGACAGCAUCUAGGGUCACAGGGCACGUGCCCCCGACAUUCUCCCACGAGAGACAGACACUGAACAGCGAAGGGAGAGGAAAGUGAAUGUUUAUUAACGCAUCAUGUUUACUAUGUAAAAAGAACCAGUGGUGUAUCUGUUGCUUUUUAAAGUUUUUCAGACUUUAAGAGUUCUGUGAGGAAAUACAGGGAUGUACAAAGUAAAUUUUUGUCCUUUUUAUUUAAGCAAAAAUGGUGUUGGAAUUAUGCGGAAUAUUCACACGUGUUGGAAGGAAUCACCGCGCUAUUCUGAAAAGCGCCGUCGCAGAACAAAUGUACUUUUCUGUGUUUCAGCACUAUAGCAAGUAUGAGUCCAGGUGCUAUAAUUACCGUGCUUUUCUCCACAGGCACUGUGUAACUCCUCAGGUAGCUCAGACCCCCUGUACUUUAUUGCUCAUGGCAACCGUAGGCGUAGCAGUGAAGGUGAAAAACCCCGAGUCCUCGUACCGCUCAGCGAUCGCUGUAUUUUUGCACGCUCACCCAAGCUUUUUACCACGCGCUGCUGGUGACCCAGAAGCCCAGCCAGCGCUCCUCCUUGACUUCCACUCUUCCAAUGAAAACCAAAUAGAUCAUGUAGACAUGUAAUAACCCAGUUUGUGAUGUAAAUUAUAGAGCCAAAUGUGAACUGGCAAACAUAGGUGUUUAUCUUGACACUUGUUUACUCACCCAUUCUACCCCUGGGGGGGGGGGGUGUUCGGCACUAUCACUUCCCACCAUCUAUCAUCCACAUAAAAUACAAACCUUUUUA